This is a messenger RNA of Vanrija pseudolonga, 762 nucleotides long. RefSeq lists its product as uncharacterized. The transcript has a single exon. The record is from RefSeq and is a predicted model, not a curated record. Bases 1 to 762 code for a protein of 253 amino acids. NCBI's taxonomy places the organism in Eukaryota, Fungi, Basidiomycota, Tremellomycetes, Trichosporonales, Trichosporonaceae.
AUGAGCAGCAGCAGCAGCAACAACACCAACGCAACGGCAUCAAGCAGCCGGCACUACCCCUGCAAGUGGGACUACUGCGCGCGGACGUUUGGCACGAUCGACGAGCUCAAGGCACACUUCUCCUUCGACCACAUCCAGCACGAGCGGCCAGCCUACAUCCCGUCGCACAAGCGGCGGCGGCGGGCAGACGGCACCUGGGCGCUCGUCGAGGAGAACUACGAGCCGUCCUUCCCGGCCAUCACGUCGCAGAGCACAGCCGAUAUCACGGGCUCAACGGCCCCGUCGUUCGCGAUCCCUUCGCUCCCAGGCGCGCCGUUCUACAACGACGCCCUCGCGCCGCCCGACCCCGCACUGACGGCACCGGUGGACUUUGGCGCCUUCCUCCGCUCGCCUUCCCCGACGAGCCCGGCACGCGCGAGUAUUCCCCUACAGUCGACGCCGGCAAGCCAGGUGCCCCCGCCGUCUAGCGCGCUCGAGGCGGCUGGGACGGCCGGCUCGUCAGCCGCAGGCAUCAGCGCCGCCAGCUCGGGCCCGUUCCCCACCCAGGCUUUUCCUUCCACCCAGCUCUUCUCGCAGCCGUCCCAGGCCUCCUUGGCGGCCGAGCACAGCAACGACUCGUCCUGGGGCCAGCCGCCAGACGACGCCGGCGCACCGCGCCCCCCGCAGACUAUUGCGUUUGGCGCAAGAGCCCCGCCGUCCGACUCGCCUGCCCGCCGCGUGUCCGCCAGCGGCGUCGGCUUCUCGUGGGGAUUAAAGAAGUAG